UUAUUGGGCAUUUUCGGUGUCCAUUUACCUGCCAUCUACGGAGAGAAGAUACGGAACGUGCUCAGAAGUCUCUUGCAGGAGCUCAUUCAGGUGAUCACUGCACUGGACUGGGUGAAACAAUUAUCCAACUUCAAUUGUUGUCUGCCAGCCGAUAUUGUCUCGUAG
This is a messenger RNA of Suillus discolor, 165 nucleotides long. RefSeq lists its product as uncharacterized. The annotation marks the transcript as partial. The transcript has a single exon. The record is from RefSeq and is a predicted model, not a curated record. NCBI's taxonomy places the organism in Eukaryota, Fungi, Basidiomycota, Agaricomycetes, Boletales, Suillaceae.